CUACAACGUGUUUUUAUCGCUGGCUGUCCAGACGGAAGGUGCUGAAACGCUUUGUCGCGUGUCUGGAAGAAGUGAAAACUUUCCUGGGCAGCAAAGGGCUCACCUUUCCUGAGCUGGAACAGCCAGAGUGGCUGGAAAAGCUACACUUCAUGGUAGACAUGACAGCGCACCUGAACACGCUGAACACAGCUCUUCAGGGGAAAGGACGUACAGCCCUGCACAUGUUGGAGGAUGUUUUGGCAUUCGAGCGCAAGUUGACAGUGCUUGCCAGAGAUUUACAGAAAGGCACUUUGUCUCACUUCCCCAAUUUGAGAGAGUUCAAACAAGGUCACGACAUGAUAAUUUCGGAGUAUUUACAUUCUGCAAUCAUCGCAAUGCAAACAUCGUUUGGGAAACGCUUCUGUGAGUUCAGAGAGGAAAAAAACACAUUAUCCUUCCCGGUCACUCCCUUAAGCAUCGAUCCUUCCCUACUGAAUACGACUGCAUUGGCAGGUGUGAGUCAACCUGAUCUUGAGAUGGAACUGGCCGACAUAGCCGACAAAGACAUAUGGGUGUCCAAGUUUAGACGCUUGACAGCAGACCUUGAAGAUGUUGCCCGUCAGAAGGCCGUUCUUGCUCAGAAACACAAAUGGAGUGAUAUUGAAAACCUCACAGAUGACAGCUUGCGAUCCUGUGUAAAGAUGAAGGUGACAUCAUACAGCCCUGAUGUGCAGACGCUGUGCGCUGAGGUCCAGGAGCAGAAAUCCCAUUAACCAAGAUGACAGCUGGCUGACGUUAUUUUUGGUUUGCUGCUGGCGGAAAAUUUAAGUUCGGCGUUUUUCAUAAAUACAAGAAGGACUCAAAUAGACAUUGAAUAUUUUACUUAAAAGUAACUUUCAACCCAACGUCUUUUUUUCGGAGUUCAAAAUGUUUUUGUUGCAUGCAGAAAUGUAAUUUCGUUUUCUCUGCAGGAGUUCAUCAAUUUCAUAAAUGCAACACAUUAUAGUUUGUUUAUACAUAGCAUAAAGGCAAAAAAAACGUUGUAUGCAGUGUUAUUUCAUUUUAAAUGUCAAACGGGUUUUGCGGCUCCCAGUGUUUUCUUUUCUGUGGGAAACGGGUCCAAGUGGCUCUUUCAGUGGUAAAGGUUGCUGACCC
This is a messenger RNA of Hypanus sabinus (Atlantic stingray), 1134 nucleotides long. Its product is annotated as general transcription factor II-I repeat domain-containing protein 2-like. The record is from RefSeq and is a predicted model, not a curated record. The transcript is spliced from 2 exons. NCBI's taxonomy places the organism in Eukaryota, Metazoa, Chordata, Chondrichthyes, Myliobatiformes, Dasyatidae. Bases 150 to 752 code for a protein of 200 amino acids.